AUGUCUAGAAUCGAUGUCGACUCGUUCCUCCAGCAGGGCUACUGGCAAAACAGCCGUGCUAAGAGCCCCGACACGCGAUCACCUUCCAGCUUCCUCCCAGAGCUUCCCGAGGCCGCCCCCAACGCUCUAGUAUACAGAGAUCCUACGGCUCCACGAUGGCUGCCGUCAACAGUUGCACGCCGGCAGCGCACUCCACCACCGCCACCUAGUGUCGAAGAAGAAGCCGACUCCCUUGCCCGGGAGCAUGGCUCGUCAGUCUCUUCUGAUCUAGCUGACUCCACCCCAAGUCGGGGCGACCUUGAUCAGUGGCCGAUCAUCCUUGAGGUUCAUGAGCACAACCCCGAGCGGCGCUUCACGAUUGUCACGCCGGCCACAGCCCAGGCCGAUGCAUCCCAGCCGGAAAAAGUCCCGGAAUCCAAGCGCAACUCUACUCGCAAGGACUCCUUACCGUCUGUGCAGCCCUACGACCGUGGUACGGCUCAGAACGUCGGCAGCGACGACCUAAAACGAGAUGCGCCUCGCAACAGUGAGCCUGAGAAGAAGCCGACUUCCCAGCAGGCAUCUCCUGGCGACCGCGAUUAUCGGCGUGACCAUCUGCCACCCAUCGUAACCGAUGUCGGUCCCGAACCACCGCUGCACCAGGUGAAGAGACCAAAGUCGGCAGCCGGGUCAAAUCCGGAAAACAACAACCAUGCUUCAGCACGGGAAAGAGAAGACAGUAAGCUCUCGCCUGACGUGCCCCGACCGGCCACAAAAUCGCGAGACCGAGCCGAGCGCAGAUAUGAAGAACCGAACGAUCGCACUUAUGAGCGCCGGACCCGACAGGAAGAGGAUGUCUACACCCGCAGGGCACCAAAGGGACCUCGGACUCGGGAGGACUCCACAUCGGAAACUCUCAGACCAGCUCUUCCAGUCCAUCCAUCCCUUGAAAAGAGACAUUCCGCCAACGAAGUGCCUUCAUCCAGGCCGAAGUCAAUGGUCCGAGAGAGCCCCGAACGGAAAGCUGCAAAUGGCGACCGGUCAUCAACGAUGCCGCCGGCGAAGCGGUCAUCACGCGACUCGUCUUUCGAGAGACCAUCCGAGCAGAGAAGCGAGCGUGAAAUCCCAUCGUCGCGCGAUUGGGACACUAGCGAGGACGACUCGAGGCGCCGCCUAGAUGCACGGAGACGACAAAAACCAGUCAUUGUGGACGAGAGAGUGGACCGCAGCGAGUUUGUCGGACCGCGACCCGAGACUCGGCCGCCCGCCGAAAAGGGACGAUAUCGGUCGCGGGACGUGCCUAUCCAUUCCUCACGGCCCUCUCAGCCACAACCAUUCGAGGCCGACCCCAUGGGUUCCCGGAGCUCGACAUUUCCGAGAGAGCCAAGGUCGUCUGAUGACGAACGACGAGCGCCUGCUCCACCACCUCGUGCCUCCACGGCCAGGACCACCAUGGGGCAAGCCGCCUCUAUUGCCAUCCCAGCCAUCGUUGCAGCUGCUACCGCGGCCGCGACGAGUUCUGGACGUGAUGCUGGCACGCCUAUCGACCGUCGGAAUCCUGGCGUUCUGCCACCACCGCCGCCACCAAAAUCAACGAGCUCCGCUCGAUCGUCCAGCUCUACGUUAUCCUCGAGCCCGCCCAAGCAGUCCUACCAACCUCCAAAGUUCGAUCCGGUCCUGAAUGGCUCGGGGCUGGAGAAGCCUGCAUCUUACCAUCGAAGACUCUCCGAGGAUGUGAGAAGUGGCGAGCUUCCCGAUAUUGCGGAUUGUCCACGAACCGUAGAGACGGCCGGGCACAUGGACUGGCUGACUCUGCCGAAGAGCGACAACUUCAACAUCUGCCCAACGUGCUAUCAGAACGUUUUUGCAAACACUGAGUUUGCGACGCACUUCACGCCUGCCCCCUUCCGCCCGGCCACCCGGCCAAUCAAGUGCGAUUUUGGGACUUCGCAGUGGUAUCAUAUUGCAUGGCUCCUCAUCUUGAAGUACCGCAAUGCAGACAUGACUCUGAUACACAACAUUGCCGCCAUCGGCGCCAACAAUCAGCCCUGCACGGGAUUUCGCGAAACCUAUCGGAAGUGGUACUCCAUCAGAGACCCGAGCUCUCAACGCGCAAUCUCGAGUUUCAAGGUGUGCGGCCACUGUGCACAGACGAUCGCAGUUCUACUGCCAAACUUGUCGGGUGUGUUUGUGGAAGCCUCUGGAGACUCGUCCGCAGGAGUCUGCCUGAUGCACCCCUCACCAGAAAGAAGGCGGUUCUUGCUUUACUUUGACAUUAUGGAAACAGCCUCGGAUCGUGCUCUGGCUACAAAGACUGCUCCGGACAUCCGCCGGCUGGCAAGCAAGAUCCGUGAGUUGUCCCGCGUGCCGGAAUGUCGCGGACACAUGCCAGUGAAGGACGGCAGGUGGCACAUCAUGAAGAGACUACCCAACUUCACAGUGUGCGAGGAGUGUUUUGAGGAUGUGGUGGAACCGGUCCUAGAAAGAGGCCAAGCACUGUCCUUUGUAGGCAACUUUCACAGCGACCCGGUUCAACUGCAGCUUGGUGCAUGCCAACUCUACUCAAACCGCAUGCGGGAGAUCUUCGGCCGAGCGAUGCGGCGCAAGGACUUUGACUACCUUGAGGACAAGCUCUAUGAACGCCAAGGCAAGGAGCAGGAAAUGUAUGCCCGCUUGAAGAGUCUUGACCGGAAUGCCCUCGGGGCCGAGUAUACCGAUCAAGAGGUCGCUCGAAUCAUGGACGAGUGGAAGAGGUGGGAGUAG
Molecule: messenger RNA, 2742 nt
Organism: Microdochium trichocladiopsis
Lineage: Eukaryota; Fungi; Ascomycota; Sordariomycetes; Xylariales; Microdochiaceae
Exons: 2
Coding region: 1-2742 (913 amino acids)
Source: RefSeq, a predicted model, not a curated record